AUGAAAAAGAAUAACAAUACAGUAUUCUUCACUCUUCCUAUCAAAGGAGGUUGUAUGUAUGAUAAUCCAAAUUCAUUUCCCGAUUUGCAAAUCAAGAUUAUUGUAAACAAGCUAAUCAAUACCAAGAAUGAAUGUUUUAUGGAAAUCAAAGCUCACAGAUGUUUCAUUGCAAAUUCAAGUGAAGUUCUGAGAGGUCUUUUUGAACAACAAGAUAAUCAACACAUCCUAAAACUAAUUUGCUCAACCGAAUUUGAAGCCAUGCAUUGUGAAAAAGCUAUCAAAUCCAUUUACACCUCCAUUACAAUUGAAACCGAUGAAUUUUCAUCAAUGUACGAUAUGUAUUCCAAGCUUGGAAUGAAAUCUCACUUUGAACAUUUGAAACAAUUGUGGACUUUACAAUGUCAGAAUUCAUUUCCAGUUGCAAUUCACACAUUAAGAAAGUUCGGGGAGAAAAAUCCAGAAAACCACAUGGAUAAUUACAUUGCCCAAUUAGUUUUGAUUUGUAUAGAUAAGCUAAUCACUGAUCAAGAAAGGGCAAUUCCUCUGCAUCAAUUAUGGCUUUCAAAAUUCAUUGAAAAUCAAACAACUGCCACAAAUCCAGAAAGAAUAAUUUCCUUGAUCGAUUCUUCAUUGAGUGAAAAGUACACAACUAACGAGCAGGCAGAAAAACUCAUCAGAUGUUUGUUUUUAAAACUUGAUUCCAAAAUGACUCAGCAACAAUUCUUCAAUUUGAUUAGUCAAUUGAGUUGUUCAAAUAGUAUUUACUUAUCUUUCAAUGUUCUCCCUCAAACUUUCAAAUUGGAAAUGGUCAGUACAAUGCUACAUGUUAUCAAGUUCUCUUCCUUUAUCUCUACAAUUCCAACUUCUUUAUUUCUUCAACAGAAUCCAAGAAUCACAUUUCAAACAAAUUCAAAUUCACCUUCUUCAUAUAAAUUGUCUAUCAACGAAAGGGAAUUAGAAGAAUUACAAAAUUUGUAUUUGUCUCCUUCAACUGAUGAAGAUUUUUAA
Messenger RNA from Naegleria gruberi, 1008 nucleotides. RefSeq lists its product as uncharacterized. Bases 1 to 1008 code for a protein of 335 amino acids. The record is from RefSeq and is a predicted model, not a curated record. Gene Ontology annotation, molecular function: protein binding. The transcript has a single exon. Lineage: Eukaryota; Heterolobosea; Eutetramitea; Acrasida; Naegleriidae.